Messenger RNA from Mirounga angustirostris (Northern elephant seal), 14515 nucleotides. It is a transcript of the gene CSPG4, whose product is annotated as chondroitin sulfate proteoglycan 4. The coding region runs from base 193 to 7164 and encodes 2323 amino acids. The record is from RefSeq and is a predicted model, not a curated record. The transcript has 10 exons. Gene Ontology annotation, biological process: anatomical structure morphogenesis. NCBI's taxonomy places the organism in Eukaryota, Metazoa, Chordata, Mammalia, Carnivora, Phocidae.
GGGAGCCCUGUCCUGAAACCGGAGAGGGCUGGCGCCUGCCCCGCCCCCAGAGCUAAGUGAGGCGGCUCCAGAGCCCCAGCCGGAGGCAGUUGAGCCAGCCUUCCAGGCUUCUCUCAGCUCCCGCCUUUCCUCUGGUGUCCAGGCUCGGACUCUGCUUGUCUCCUCGAAAAUCCCGCAGCACAGCCCACCGCGAUGCGCUCGGGCCAGCAGCCUGUGCCUCCGGCCCCUGCCCUGGCCCUGGCUUUGACCUUGGCUAUGUUGGCCAGAUUCUCAUCCGCAGCCUCCUUCUUCGGGGAGAACCACCUGGAGGUGCCUGUGGCCACGAUUCUGACCGAUAUAGACCUCCAGCUACAAUUCUCCACGUCCCAGCCUGAAGCCCUGCUUCUCCUCGCAGCAGGCCAAGCGGACCACCUCCUCCUGCAGCUCCACUCUGGAUACCUAGAGGUCAGACUCACCCUGGGCCAGGAGGAGCUGAGGCUGCAGACCCCAGCUGAGACUCUGCUGAGCAACUCCGCCCUCCACACCGUGGAGCUGACCGUUUCAGACAGCGAGGCCUUGAUGUCCGUCGAUGGGCUCCUGAACACCUCAGCCCCCAUCCUGGGGGCUCCCCUGGAGGUCCCCUAUGGGAUCUUCCUGGGGGGCCCUGGGAGCCUUAGCCUGUCCUACCUGAAGGGAGCUAGCAGGCCCCUGAGGGGUUGUCUCCACGCUGCUACCCUCAAUGGCCGCAACCUGCUGCGACCACUGACCCCAGGCGUGCACGAGGGCUGCGCUGAAGAGUUUUCCGCUGAUGACAGUGUGGCUCUGGGCUUCUCUGGGCCCCACUCACUGGCUGCCUUCCCUGCCUGGAGCACUCGGGAGGAAGGCACCCUGGAGUUUAUACUCACCACUCGGAGCCAACAGGCACCCCUGGCCUUCCAGGCAGGGGGCCGGCAUGGGGAUUUCAUCUACGUGGACAUAUUUGAGGGCCACCUGCGGGCUGUGGUGGAGAAGGGCCAGGGCACGGUAUUGCUCCACAACAGCGUGCCUGUGGCCGAUGGGCAACCCCAUGAGGUCAGCGUCCACGUGGAUGCUCACCAGCUGGAAAUCUCCGUGGACCAGUACCCCACACGGACUUCCAACCGUGGGGUCUUCAGCUAUCUGGACCCACGUGGCAGUCUCCUCCUGGGGGGGCUGGACACUGACUCCUCUCGCCAUCUCCAGGAACACCGCCUGGGCCUGGCCCCAGGGGCCGUCAAUGCCUCGCUGCUGGGUUGCAUGGAGGACCUCAGCAUCAAUGGCCAGAGGCAGGGACUCCGGGAAGCCUUGCUGACGCGCGGCAUGGCGGCCGGCUGCAGGCUGGAGGAAGACGAGUAUGAGGAGGACCCCUAUGGCCCGUAUGAAGCUUUCUCCACCUUGGCACCUGACGCUUGGCUGGCCGUGGAGCUGCCUGAGCCCUGCGUCCCUGAACCAGGGCUGCCUCCUAUCUUUGCCAAUUUCACCCAGCUGCUGACCGUCAGCCCGCUGGUGGUGGCCGAGGGUGGCACGGCCUGGCUCGAAUGGCGGCACGUGCAGCCCACGCUGGACCUGAGCGAGGCCGAGCUCCGCAAAUCUCAGGUGCUGUUCAGCGUGAGCCGCGGGGCACGCCACGGUGAGCUCGAGCUAGACAUCCCCGGUGCCCAGGUGCGGAAAAUGUUUACCCUCCUGGACGUGGUGAACCGCAAGGCCCGCUUCGUCCACGAUGGCUCUGAGGACACCUCCGACCAGUUGAUGCUGGAGGUGUCCGUGACAGCCAGGGGGCCCGUGCCCUCCUGCCUUCGGAGGGGCCAAACUUACAUCCUGCCCAUCCAGAUAAACCCCGUCAACGACCCACCCCGUAUCAUCUUCCCACACGGCAGCCUCAUGGUGAUCCUGGAGCACACACAGAAGCCACUGGGGCCCGACGUUUUCCAGGCUUACGACCCAGACUCUGCCUGCGAGGGCCUCACCUUCCAGCUCCUUGGCACCCCCACCGGCCUCCCCGUGGAGCGCCGAGACCAGCCUGGGGAGCCAGCAACGGAGUUCUCCUGCCGGGAGCUGGAGGCGGGCAGCCUCGUCUAUGUCCACCGAAGUGGGCCAGCCCAGGACCUGACGUUCCGGGUCAGUGACGGGCUGCAGGCCAGCCCUCCCGCCACACUGAAGGUGGUGGCUGUCCGGCCCACCAUUCAGAUCCGCCACAACACAGGGCUGCGCCUGGCCCAGGGCUCCGCUGCCCCUGUCUUGCCCGCCAACCUGUCAGUGGAGACCAACGCCGUGGGGCAGGAUGUGAGCGUGCUGGUCCGAGUCACCGAGGCCCUGCAGUUCGGGGAGCUGCAGAAGCAGGGGGCAGGUGGGGCCGAGGGUGCCGAGUGGCGGGCCACACAGGCAUUCCAGCAGCGGGAUGUGGAGCAGGGCCGCGUGAGAUACCUGAGCACUGACCCGCAGCAUCGCACCGAGGACACCACGGAGAAGCUGGCCCUGGAGGUGCAGGUGGGCCAGGAGACCCUGAGCAAUCUGUCCUUCCCAGUGACAAUCCAGAGAGCCACAGUGCGGCUGCUGCGGCUGGAGCCGCUGCGCACUCAGAACACCCAGCAGGAGGCGCUCACCACAGCCCACCUGGAGGCCACCCUGGAGGAGGAGGCAAGCUCCAGCCCCACCACCUUCCACUAUGAGGUGGUCCAGGCCCCCAGGAAGGGCAAUCUUCGGCUACAGGGCACACGGCUCUCUGACGGGCAGGGCUUCACCCAGGAUGACCUGCAGGCCGGCCGGGUGACCUAUGGGGCCACGGCCCGCACCUCAGAGACAGUCGAGGACAACUUCCGCUUCCGUGUCACAGCCCCGCCGCACUUCUCCCCACUCUACACCUUCCCCAUCCACAUUGGUGGUGACCCGGACGCUCCCGUCCUCACCAACAUCCUCCUCUCGGUGCCGGAGGGUGGCGAGGGCACCCUCUCUGCUGACCACCUCUUCGUCAAGAGUCUCAACAGUGCCAACUACCUCUACGAGGUCAUGGAGCGGCCCCGCCAUGGGAGGCUGGUUUGGAGGGGGGCACAAGACAAGGCCACCGCGGUGACAUCCUUCACCAACGAGGACCUGCUGCAGGGCCGGCUGGUCUACCAGCACGACAACUCCGAGACCACAGAAGACGAUAUCCCCUUUGUGGCGACCCGCCAGAGUGAGGGCAGUGGUGGCAUGGCGUGGGAGGAGGUGCGGGGCGUCUUCCGCGUGGCCAUCCAGCCCAUAAACGACCAUGCUCCCGUGCAGACCAUCAGCCGCAUCUUCCACGUGGCCCGGGCUGGGCAGCGGCUGCUGACGACAGACGACGUGGCCUUCAGUGAUGCCGACUCCGGCUUUGCUGACGCUCAGCUGGUACUGACCCGCAAGGACCUCCUCUUUGGCAGUAUCGUGGCCGUGGAUGAGCCAACGCGGCCCAUCUACCGCUUCACCCAGGAGGACCUCAGGAAGAGGCGAGUCCUGUUUGUGCACUCGGGGGCCGACCGCGGCUGGAUCCAGCUGCAGGUGUCUGAUGGGCAGCACCAGGCCACCGCGCUGCUCGAGGUGCAGGCCUCAGAGCCCUACCUCCACGUGGCCAAUGGCUCCAGCCUUGUGGUCCCUCAAGGAGGCCAGGGCACCAUUGACACCGCUGUGCUCCACCUGGACACCAACCUCGACAUCCGCAGUGGGGAUGAGGUCCGCUACCGUGUCACAGCCGGCCCACACUGGGGGCAGCUGCUCCGGGCCGGCCAGCCAGCCACGGCCUUCUCCCAACAGGACCUGCUGGACGGGGCCAUUCUCUACAGCCACGACGGCAGCCUCAGCCCUCGAGACACCCUGGCCUUCUCUGUGGAGGCAGGGCCUGUGCACACAGACGCCACCCUGCAAGUGACCAUUGCCCUAGAGGGGCCAUUGGCCCCACUGCAUCUGGUCCAGCACAAGAAGAUCUACGUCUUCCAGGGGGAGGCGGCUGAGAUCAGAAAGGAUCAGCUGGAGGCAGCCCAGGAGGCAGUGGCACCCGCUGACAUUGUGUUCUCGGUGAAGACCCCCCCGCGGGCCGGCUACCUGGUGAUGCUGUCCCACAGCGCCUCGGCGGCCGGGCCGCCCAGCUUGGACCCGGUGCAGAGCUUCUCUCAGGAGGCGGUGGAUGCCGGCAGGGUCCUGUACCUGCACUCCCGCCCGGAGGCCUGGAGGGACGCCUUCUCCCUGGAUGUGGCCUCAGGCCUGGGUGCGCCCCUGGAGGGUGUCCGCGUGGAGCUGGAGGUGCUGCCUGCUGCCAUCCCCCUGCAGACGCAGAACUUCAGCGUCCCUGAGGGCGGCGCCCGCACGCUGGCCCCUCCGCUGCUCCGAGUCACCGGGCCUUACUUCCCCGCGCUGCCAGGCCUGGAGCUGCAGGUGCUAGAGCCACCCCAGCACGGGGCCCUGCGGAGAGAGGACGGUCCCCGAGACGGGACCCUCAGCGCUUUCUCCUGGAAAGAGGUGGAACAGCAGCUGAUCCGCUAUGUGCACGAUGGGAGUGAGACGCUGACAGACAGCUUCGUCCUGGUGGCUAAUGCCUCAGAGAUGGACCGCCAGAGCCAUCCUGUGGCCUUCACUGUCACCAUCCUGCCCGUCAACGACCAACCCCCCAUCCUCACCAAAAACACAGGCCUGAAGAUGUGGGAGGGGGCCACGGUGCCCUUCCUUCCAGAGGCCCUUAGGGGCACAGACAGCGACUCAGGACCGGAGGACCUGGUCUACACCAUCGAGCAGCCCAGCAACGGGCGGGUGGUGCUGAGGGCGGCGCCAGGCACCGAGGUCCACAGCUUCACCCAGGCCCAGCUAGACGGCGGGCUCGUGCUGUUCUCGCACACAGGCGCCCUGGACGGCGGCUUCCACUUCAGCCUCUCCGACGGGGAGCACACUUCCCCCGGACACUUCUUCCGAGUGACGGCCCAGAAGCAGCUGCUUCUCUCCCUGGAGGGCAGCCGGACGCUGACCGUGUGCCCAGGGUCGGUCCAGCCGCUCAGCAGCCAGAGCCUGAGAGCCAGCUCCAGUGCAGGCACCGACCCCCGGCACCUGCUCUACCGUGUGGUGCAGGGCCCCCGGCUGGGCCGGCUGUUCCAUGCCCAGCAGGGCAGCACUGGGGAGGCCCUGGUGAGCUUCACUCAAGCCGAGGUGUAUGCUGGGAAUGUUCUAUAUGAGCACGCGAUGCCUCCUGAGCCCUUCUGGGAGGUCCACGAUACCCUGCAGCUCCAGCUGUCGUCACCCCCUGCCCCCGAUGUGGCCACCACCCUUGUUGUGGCUGUGUCUUUUGAGGCUGCCUGUCCCCGGCGUCCCAGCCGCCUCUGGAGGAACCAAGGUCUCUGGGUCCCCGAAGGCCAGAGGGCUGAGAUCACCACGGCCGCCCUCGAUGCCUCCAACCUCCUGGCCAGCGUUCCAUCACCCCAGCGCCCAGAGCAUGACGUACUCUUCCAAAUCACACAGUUCCCCACCCGGGGCCAGCUGUUGGUGUCUGAGGAGCCCCUCCACGCCGGCCGGCCCCACUUCCUGCAGUCCGAGCUGGCUGCAGGGCAGCUGGCCUACGCCCACGGCGGCGGGGGCACCCAGCAGGAUGGCUUCCGAUUCCGUGCCCACCUCCAGGGGCCGGCGGGGGCCUCCGUGGCGGGACCCCAAACCUCAGAGGCCUUCGCCAUCACCGUGCGGGACGUGAACGAGCAGCCACCUCGGCCACAGGCGUCCGUGCCGCUCCAGCUCACCCGGGGCUCCCGCGCGUCCGUCUCGCGGGCCCAGCUCAGCGUGGUGGACCCGGACUCAGCGCCCGGGGAGAUAGAGUACGAGGUGCAGCGCGCCCCCCUCAACGGCUUCCUGAGUCUGGCGGGGGCCGGCCCAGGGCCCGUGACCCGCUUCACACAGGCUGACGUGGACGCCGGGCGGCUGGCCUUCGUGGCCAACGGGAGCAGCGUGGCCGGCAUCUUGCAGCUGAGCGCAUCCGACGGGGCCAGCCCUCCCGUGCUCGUGUCCCUGGCCGUGGAUGUCUUGCCGUCGGCCAUCGAGGUGCAGCUGCGUGCGCCCCUAGAGGUGCCACAGGCCCUGGGGCGCUCCUCACUGAGCCGGCAGCAGCUGCGGGUAGUGUCAGACCGGGACGAGCCGGAUGCUGCCUACCACCUCUCCCAGGGGCCCCGGUUCGGGCAGCUCCUUGUGGCCGGGCAGCCCGCCGCCACCUUCAGCCAGCUCCAGGUAGACCAGGGGGAGGUGGUCUUCGCCUUCACCAACUUCUCCUCCUCUCGCGACCACUUCAGCAUCCUGGCGCUGGCCCGAGGUGCCAACGCGUCAGCCACAGUGAACGUCACCGUCAGGGCUCUGCUGCGCAUGGGAGCGGGUGGGCCGUGGCCCCAGGGGGCCACCCUGCGCCUGGACUCCACUGUCCUAGAUGCUGGCGAGCUGGCCAACCGCACGGGUAGUCUGCCCCGUUUCCGGCUCCUGGCAGGACCCCGGCAUGGCUACGUGGUCCGCGUGCCCCGGGCCAGGACGGAGCCCAGGGACAGCCAGCUUGUGGAGCAAUUCACCCAGCGGGACCUUGAGGAUGGAAGGCUGGGGCUGGAGGUAGGCAGGCCGGAAGGUCGGUCCCCUGGCCCCACGCGCGACAGUCUCACUCUGGAGCUCUGGGCGCAGGGUGUCCCCCCCGCCGUGGCCUCGCUGGACUUUGACACUGAGCCUUACAAUGCAGCCCGACCCUACAGCGUGGCCCUGCUCAGUCUCCCCGAGCCUGCUCAGACAGAAGCAAGGAAGCCAGAGAGCAGCACCCCCACGGGGGAGCCAGGCCCAUUCACCUCCAGCCCCAUGCCCACCGUGGCCAGUGGGGGCUUCCUGGGCUUCCUGGAGGCCAAUAUGUUCAGUGUCAUCAUUCCCGUGUGCCUGGUCCUCCUGCUCCUGGCACUCAUUCUGCCCCUGCUCUUCUACCUCCGCAAACGCAACAAGACGGGCAAGCACGACGUCCAGGUCCUGACUGCCAAGCCCCGCAAUGGCCUAGCCGGCGACACCGAGACCUUCCGCAAGGUAGAGCCGGGCCAAGCCAUCCCGCUUACAGCAGUGCCCAGCCAGGGGCCCCCAGCAGGGGGCCAGCCCGACCCCGAGCUGCUGCAGUUCGGCCGGACACCCCACCCUGCUCUCAAGAACGGCCAGUACUGGGUGUGAGGCCUGGCCCGGGCCCAGAUGCUGAUCAGGCCGGGGACAGGCUUGCUCGGGCCCCGGCCCCAUUGCUCCCAUGCCCUGGCGCUGAGUAUCCCGAGAGCCAGAGAUACCUGGGGACAUGUGCAGUGGAGGGUGCUGGGAGGAAGUCCCAGGGGUCCGGGACCAAACAGAGUCAAGAGCUGGACUCCCCCCAGCUUUCUCCAUGCCUGGAGAAAUGCAAGGGGGCGGGCCAAGGUCAGAGGCAUGCUUGGAGUCAGUCCCCCUGCCCUGGAGCUAGUUUGGGCUGUCAAAACCAGAGUGACCUCCUAGAUACGUCAGGAUUCUGGAUCCUGGGUCUGUGAUCUUGGGUAAGUCACAGCUGACCCAUGCUGCUAAAAGGGCAAGGAGAGGAGAGGGUCGGGGAGAUAGACGGGGAUUCCUGGCUUUUCCACUCCAAGACAGGCCUCCCUUUGUCUCUGUCCCAGAGUUGAUGGGAAAACUUUUUCCCCUGGUUUUUUAGGGAGAUGGUAUUCCCUGGAGUAGAGGGCAGGAGGAGGGAGCCCCUCCACUCUCUAGGAGACAUAAGCCAGUAGAAUAACAUAUUCAGGGUGCGAGAUGGGGUGGGUUGCUCUGGGGAUGGGUUUAUUUAAGGGGGAUUGCGAGGAAGCUAUUUAACACAGUGUCGAGCUAGCCCAGACUGAUGGAGCCCCUGAGAGUGUGGGAUGGAGGAAAGUCUGAGGCCACUUCAUACCCAGAGCCCCACCUUGACAGGCUGAGGGCUAGGUAGGCAGUAUGAGUCUGUGGCCCCGGACCAGGCUGGGCUGUGGAGGGGGCAGGGCCUCAGGCCGGGGGCCGCUGCAAUGUCUGUGCUCGCCCAAGGACUGGGGGGUGAGCAGCUGGGGGCACUCAACUCCAUGGGGCCUGGAUAAAUGGUGCUGUGGAGGUUCUGGACAGCUGUGUGUUAUUUGUCUGACCAUGCACUGGGCCCUUGUCCACACCGGCCUGCACUCCCCAGGGGCAGGCUGUCCCACCAGGCCCCAGCCUGCACGCUGGACAAGGCCACAUGAGCCCUAAAUUACCACCUCCAGGGGCCUUUCAAAUCUCCUCUGUCCCUACCUGUGUAGGCAGGUGGGCCAGUCUUUGUGGGAUGGGACCAAAGCCCUUUAGUUUAGUAGAGAUAGGCUAGGCCCCCUCCAAGGAGCUCAAAGAAACAAUGAAAUCAGGAGAUGUAUUCAGUGUCCCAGCCAUAGAUUUCUUAGCCUGAGUUUUGGCCUCCACAGCCUCAUCCCUCUGCACCUACCUCUCAAGCGGUUGGAGUGGCAAAGGUCAGGAGACGGGAACGUAGGGAUCCCAAGGCUGGGACCUGGUGCUUCGGGGGAGACGAGGGGACCACCACUGGUGCCUUCCCUUGACUCCCUGGAGAUUUUCACAAGGAAGAUUUCUAUUGGUCUCCACCCCCCAACAAGAAGACCAAGGAAGGGUGCUCCUCCUCGAAGGCAGGGUAAGCAGCAAGGAUUCUGAAAAGCCAGCUGUCCCGAAAGGCUGUCCUCUGGUUAGAGAGGGAUUUGAGAUACAGGGUCUCCAGAAGACCCUCUAUGAGCUACUAAGGAGUCACCACCUUCUGCCCCUCUCCCUUUUGAGGGUUAUGGGCAAUGAGGACAGAUUCUGGGUCCCAGGUGACCCUGCCUGGCAGUAAGCUGAAGUCCUCAGAGGAAACGCAGCGUGGGAGGUGUGCAAGCUCUGGGGUGUCAGAGCCCGGGGCCCGAGCACAGCUAGAUUGGGGGUGGAGAGCCCCAGCCAGCACUUGACAGCUGACCGGUGUCUGGGGAGCAGAAUCACCUCUUCCCUGUGUCUCCAUAUCGGUAACAUCUGACCCAGGAACUAGGGCAAGAGAGGAAACUCCCUCCUCCCCACUGUGCUGUCCCUAGAGUACCUGCCAGGACGCCUCUCAGCAGCCCCUUCCCAUCUCGGCAUCCCCCAGAUCCUCCUCCACUCACAAGACUGGGGCAGGUCACCUGGAAUCCUGGCAUAUCACUGCUGAAAGGGCCCCCAGGGGACCAAGGGCCGGCUGAGAAGAGAGAGGGUGCUGUCCAGUCACACACAGCCAGGCAGCAUUAGAAUAGACCAGACCCCAAGGCCCAACCAGCUCUUUUUGCCACACUGAAGAGCCUGCACCCAAGGCCCGUCUCCAGGGCCCAUAGAUGAGGACCCCCACAGAGAUCCCUCUACACCAGAAGCUCAAAAUCCUGGCCUGGCUUCCUGCUACAGCCUAGUCUCUCUGGCACCCCUCGGGCCAGCCUCAUACAAGGGGCCCUGCCAAGGGUGUCUCCACACCACAUCCCAUGCGCUCUGCCCUGCCUCUUCCUGGAGCUCGGGGCCGGAUCCUCAGGGCCCUAAUAUCUGGCGCCAGUCUCCACCCAGGGCGACCAGUUUCCCUGGGAGUGUAAGCUGAGACAAGGGUGACAGACCCGCCAGGCAGGAUCUGGCCUCAUCUCCUAUUUCCCUCCCCCCGCCCCCAAGACUGACGACACCCUCUCCGUUCACUCAGCCCAGCCUGCCCUGCCCACCCCCCACCCCCCUAGGGAGCUGGCACAGGCUGACACUGCUCCAGCUCCUUUCAGCCCAUGCUGGACAGUGGGCUAGUACCCAGGGCAUUGUGCACACAGCACCAUGAGGACCUGGGAGAGGGUCUUCCACUGGAACGCCAAACUUGGAACCCACUCUAAAUGUAGGGCCUCGAUUUAUGUAAAUCCCUUGCAGAUUUCAGAUAGGCACCCAAGGCUUAAGGGGAUUGCUAUCCACUUUGCAAAAUAACUCACUAUCCCCUUACUUAAGAAGCUAGCUCCUCCCAGGCACUGAGAUAGAAGCGAACCUGUGCACAAGAGUUUAGGAAUAUCUGGGAGCACUCUGACCCUCUUCUUCACACACACACGCACGCACACACACACACACACACACACACUGCACUUACGCACACAGCUGUGUACCUUUAGACCUUCAGACACACAGCACACACCUGCCUAUGUAAUACAUCCACCCACACAGAGAUACAGGUGCACGCACAAGCUUCGGAGCUAAGUACUCCUCACCUGCGGGCCCCCUACAGUCCUCAGAGCUGGCCAUGUGGAGCCAAGGGCUAGGACUCCCUGACCAUCCAGAGACCCAAACUGACAUCAGCAGAGCCAGGAAGUGGAACCACAGCAGGCGGGGGUGUGGGGAACAGGGGGAUGGCCAGAGGGCCCAGUUCUUGGGGUCCCCAGCUUGGAAGUCCUGCCCACCACCCAAAAUGCUUUAGCCUCUUAGAUGCUAAAGAAGGGGCUCCCUUAAGCCCCUCUCCUCAUGCUAGGAGCUGGCCCCUCAAGUGGAGCUGCUAUGGCAGCUGUGGACCCCACAGAGCUGGAACCAUCAUCCCCCAAGAGGAAGCACGAGGCAUGGAUCUGCACCCCCUCAACUCCACCUCUCCCGUUGGGGGUGGGAACUGCCAGGGAUGCUGGCAUCUUCUUCUGGGCCCCGAAGAUUCAGGAUCUUAAAGGAAUGGAGGUACUUCAGCAGCUCCCAGAAUGCUCCGGUUAGGUCUCCCAUUCCUUGCCAGAACAGGUGAGGAAGCCCUGGCAAAGGAUUGGAGCCAGGAUGGGAACCAGACCUGCUGGAGGCCUCUCUCCACAGCCCCUCUCCUUCCUCGUUAGUAUAGUGGUGAGUAUCCCCGCCUGUCACAGCCCCUCUCCUACCCAAGGUUCCCUUGGAGUUAACACCAUCCCUGUCACUAAACCACUAGGAUUAGUGGGGCAUUGGCAAGGGCAUUUUGUGCCAAAAAUGUUGUGGGAGAUGCCCAUAGGAGUCCACCCAGCCCUUCCGAAGAGUCCCAGACAUGCCACUGAGUAACUACCACACCAUGACGUGUGCCCUAACCCAAGGCGUGUCAACAGGCUGCUGAGGGAAGCCCAUCGUGGGAAGGCAGCUGGCUCUGCCUGCUUCCCUCUUUCCUGAGAGAGUGUGGGAUCUUUCCACAGAAGGGACAGCCAUGCGGCUGCUAAAGCUGAGCAUGCCCAGCUACCUCGUGGUCUCAUUGCCCUUCUCGGUGUCAUGAGGUACAGUACUUAUGAUAGCUGCUGUCCUCAAUAAGGAUACCAGCUCCUCAGGGCACCCCGGGGAGCUCAGCCGGUUAAGCGUCCAACUCUUGAUUUUGGCUUGGGUCAUGAUCUCAGGGUGGUGAGACUGAGCCCUGUGCUGGGUGUGGAGCCUGCUUAAAAUACUCUCUCCCUCUGCCUCUUUGCCCCUCCCAUCAUGCACGUGCUCUCUUAAAAAAAAAAAAAAUGCCACCUCCUCAGAGGGCCGCCAGGAUAACUGGUGGGUUGUUGUGCCGUGUUCCUUCACAAUGCAGAUGUCCUAAGACCCCCCGAAGACAAAAGUAACCCUUGGUCAAAUCAUCCUAUGGCCAAGAAGGGACUUUUCUACCCAAACAUAGCCUCAGCUGGGGGCUCAAGGAGUUCCCAUGCCCCUCAACCUGAGCACUGCCAGCUCUGUUAGCCCAAAGCCUAGAGCUAAUCCAAGGCUUCCUUUGGAUGCCUUGUGAGGUCACAGAGGGCUCAAGUGACCCUGGGUCCUGAAGGCCCAAGCUGCACGGACUAAGUCUUUGUUGCUCAAAGUGCGGUCCAUGGACCAGGAGCACCAGAAGCAUGUGGGAGCUUGUUAGAAAUAAGAACUCCUGGAACGCCUGGCUGGCUCAGUCAGAAGAGCGAGCGUGCGACUCUUGAUCUCAGGGUUGUGAGUUCGAGCCCCACGUUGAGUGGAGAGAUUACUUAAAAAUAAAAUCUUCAAAAAAGAAAAAAAAAAAAGAGGACUCUAAGGCCUCACCCCAGAUCAGCUGAAACAGACUCUGCAUUUUAACAAAUACUAAAGUUUAAGACACUUUGACUUAGGUCCUUCACCUCCAAAUGGAGAAACAGAGCUGAGAGAGGCAGGGACCAGGCCAAGAUCAUAGUAAGUCAAUGACAGAGCUAGAAAGAAGUCAGACCCCAUGAUCCAGUUCCCGAGUUUUGUCUUUCAACUCAAGCUGUCCAUCCUUCUUCCCCACACUCUUCUGAAGUCCCUAUGUCCCCUGCAGAUUUGGGCGGACAGGGUUCUGUUGUGGGGAUUCCUGCUCAGGGGCCUCCACUGAGGACAAAAGGGAAGCACAGGAGGACGAGGCUGGUAGCCAGGCCUGAUCCAUUGGGGAGGGUCUGCAGAAGAAGCCCACUUCCACCUCACCUCCCAAAGACAGGUUCCCUGGAAAGUGCAGCAGCCCCCUACCACCCUGCCUUCUGCAGUCCAGCUAGUCCCUCCCUCCCCACCUGUCCGGGUUCCACCUGCAGAGGGAGGGACAGAAGGAGGGGUCUGGCCAAGGCCCCCCAGUCAGUGCAUUGGGUCUCCCCCACAGUAGAGCAUCAACAGGCAGCAGAGGAAGGACAAAGAAGCUACCUGUCAGGCCACUGCGUGGGCCCGGUCAAGAAGGAGGGCAUGGGCCUCCCAUAGCACUCUGUCCUGUCCUGCAGAGGGAGACUGGACCACUACCUGUCCCUUCUGGACCCCAGAACAAAUGCUUGGCCCCCCAGCCAGCAUGCUGUCUUGGUGCUGUGCAUGCCUUUGGGACCCCCAACUGCCCUCCCCCGCCCAGGCUGCUGAGGCCCCCAGCCCCCUGUCCUUGCAGUAAACAUAGGUCAAGGCUGUGUGCCCACGGGGGGCAAUGUCCAGCCGGGCCCGGGGCUAGGUACAUAGCUGAUGCUCGGUAAACAUCUACUGCCAGCAUAUAGCCCCUCCUUUCCCACUGUCCAAAAGGUCUCUAACCAUGAUCCCACCCAGACCCCAUAUCCUGACUUCCCAUCUGGUUCCCCUGGCUUCCCUCAUCUCUAGGAGUGCUAGCAGGGCUCCCAACCACUGCUCUGGCCCCCAGACCCCUCCCAGAGCCCAGGCAGACCUGGCCCCAGGUCCUAAGUUUCUAAGGAGCAGGUUUAAUCUGUCCCUGCCAGACCCUUGAGCACUCACUUCUCUCUUCCUCCAUACGCACCAGCGGCUCCCUCCUACCAGAUACCUGGGGUCUAGCUGCUCAGAAGCACAUGGGCAGAACACUUUGACCAAAUCAUAUGUGGGAGCCUACCACCGAUGGACUCAAACUGAUUAAAUGGGACAGGAGGAGGAGACAACCCAGAACCGCCUUACACUUGCCUUCCCCUGCCGCUACACGUCCUCCUCAGAGCUCCAGGAGCCACUGGCCACUGUGCCCGCUGUUCUAACCACUGUAGGGCUCACCUGAUCCCAACCUUCAGAGACCAGCCAAGGGUGCCCCCACCUUUACCUGACCCAGAAGACCCUGCAUUCAGUUCAGGUCUCAGAGUCCCAGCCUACCUCCUGGAGGCUCAAAACCCUUCCAGAUGCCAAAGAUGCAUCUUUCAGCAGUGGGAUUCCCAGCACCUAGAGAUGCCUCAGGGCAAGUGUGAGUGAGCCAGGGAUGCUGGACAUGCUGGCCAGAGCAGAGACCUCCAAGCACCAGAGAGCAGCAGGGAGAACCCUGCUGGGUCUUGUUGGGGAAGGUGGAGCCUUUUCUAAAGGGCUGUUGGUUGAGCAAGCAGGCAGGUGGGUGAGGCUGGCGGAGCCUGAGCACUCCUGGAAGGCUGUGAGUCAGGGCGGAAGGGCUCCUCCUGAGUCAGCCCUGCUAAAAGGUUGCCCUGUGGGCGUCGCUCCUGAGCUAGGCAACUGGGGCGUGACUGGUGGACCCAAGAAGGUUCCAGGCCCUGGGAAUUCAGCCCCUCUGCCCCAUGAGCUGCCUGAGAAGCUCAGUCUGGGGAUAGAAGCCAUGAACUAAAGGAGGGAGGGCAGCGAUGGUGACUGUGCCUGCCCAGUGAACUUGUACAAGUCCACCCACCUGUGGAUGGGAUGUGUGACCCUAGCAAGUACCGACCCAGGCCUGGGAGAGCUUGCUACCUGCUUUCUGCCUACGGCCCUGCCUCCUGUCUUCGUUUCUGCCCAGUUCCCAGUUCCUACUGCCAGGAACGGUACGUGAUUAGCCAGAGGCCCCACCCCCUGCCUGAAUUAGAACCUCUCGAAGCAGUGCAACUGACCAAGGCUGCUUUUCCAAGUGUUGUGGCAAAGCUCUUAGAACAGCACCAGGCACAUAGAAAAUGCUCAAUAAAUGUUGACUAUUAUUAUCAGUGCUGUUAUGAUGGUGGUUAUUACUGAAUCGCCUAGCAUAUGGGUCUGGCAUAUUGUAGAAGUUUAACAAAUGGUCAAAUUGACAUUAUUGUUACUACUAUAAUUUAUUACAGCCAUCACAGUGCCUGGCGCAGAGUAAGUGCUAAACAAAUGCUCAGUCCUGGAGCAUUUGGAAAUUCCCCAUUUGGAA